Molecule: messenger RNA, 4113 nt
Organism: Schistosoma haematobium
Lineage: Eukaryota; Metazoa; Platyhelminthes; Trematoda; Strigeidida; Schistosomatidae
Exons: 1
Coding region: 641-2743 (700 amino acids)
Source: RefSeq, a predicted model, not a curated record
GUUAUAUCCGAGCGAAGAUUAAAUUACAGGUAACUCCCGAGGACUAUUAGUGGACUAAUAUUCUAUAAAUAUUCUUAUUGUAAAACUAUUCAAUCAUUAGAUUAUGUAUAUUUAUAUCCCUCUUAUUAUAAGCUUUAUUUUGAUCUAUAAUUUAUUAUUGUACGAUUUACGGUUCUUAAACUAUGUUCAGUCUAUUAAUUACUGUCCCCCGCGUUCACAGCCACUUUUGGCUUAUUUGCGUACAUAUGUUAUUUUCUAAUUUAUGGUGUGUUGUGGUCUGUCUGUUUGAUAUAUAAACCGAGUAUGUUUGAAAUAAACGAUCUGCCCUAAUUCGAAGCUGGUAUUGUAUUCUGGACUCAAGUGGAAGGGCUCGUAGUACAUAGGACCAACAAGGACGCUAGACUGCCCACACCGGUUGAACGUCAUUGGUUGGCCUAGUGUGAAGUUCGCAUAAGUCGUAUCCGGAUUGGUAGAUAGGUCGCGUGAUAGCGAAACCAGACAUACCCAAGGUCAUAAUAAUUGGCGACGGGGAUUUUGGAAAAAAAUACAGGUGGUGACUCAGAUUUUGAAAAUAAAUUAGCUGUUAUAAUUGCCGGUGAUUUGUUUGGAAUUAAUAUUAUUAUUAGCAGUGAGAAGAAAAAUGGCAAAUUCUUCAGAACAGUUGCAGUUAUUAAUACAGCAGCAGCAUCAAAUGUUAGCUUCGCAACAAAAACUAUUGGAAGCACUUUUGGGAAAACUAUCUAUCCAACAAGAGAUUCCAGAACAUAAAAGUAUCGAGUCAUACCUUAAUCCAGUUUCAGAAUUUAUAUUUGAUGCAGACAAUGGUCGCACUUUCGAAGCAUGGUUUGGCAGAAUUGAAGAUAUUUUCCGAGUUGAAUUUGCUGCGAUAGAUGACGCAAAGAAAGUCCGUCUGCUAUUACAGAAACUUGGUCCUAAUGAGCAUCAAAAGUAUAAAAACCAUAUCCUGCCUAGACAUCCGCGAGAAGUUAAUUUCGAUGAAACUGUUAACAUCCUAAAUAAAAUGUUUUGUGAACAGUCGUCUUUAUUCCGUAUCCGGUAUAACUGUCUACAGCUGACUAAAGAGGCUGAUGAAGAUUAUACUACGUACGCCGGAAGAGUAAAUUUACAAGCAGAACGAUUUAAAUUAAAUGUGUUAACCAGUGAUCAAUUUAAAUGCUUAUUAUUUAUUUCUGGUCUGAACUCUCCUGUUGAUGCUGAUUUUCGCAUGAAGUUGUUAUCUCGUAUGGAACAUGAUGAUGAAAUGACGUUACAAACUAUCACCACUGAAUGCCAACGAUUAAUUAACUUAAAACAAGAUACAGCUAUGCUGGAAACCAAAAGUGCUGCACCAUCUAAUUCUGUGCAUGCUGUUAAAACAGGUCAAAGACAAAAUACUACCAAAAGUCAUAAAUAUUACUCGAAAACUCCUAAACCUGCAACUAAAUGUUGGUAUUGUGGUGCGUGGCAUUUCUCAAGAUUUUGCCGGUUUAGAAAUCAUAGAUGCACUAUAUGCAAUAAAGUUGGCCACAAAGAGAUAGUCUGCCGAACUAGAGAAAGUUUGAGAUCAAAACGAACCAGACGUCCGCAUCAGUACCAAAGUAAGUAUAUAAACAGCGUAUAUUCUACAUUGGCUCUAAGCGUAGCGGAUAAAAGAAGAUAUGUGGAGUUAAUUGUUAAUGGUGUUCAUAUUCAAUUGCAAUUGGACACAGCGUCAGAUAUCACACUAAUCUCGAAACGAACGUGGUAUUUAAUUGGGUGUCCGAAAGUAUUACCAACAGAGCACACUGCACGGAAUGCGUCCGGAGAUAUAUUAAAACUUGUGGGAAUGAUAAAAUGUUCUGUUAAAUUCCGAGAUAAUUACUUUACAGGAAAUUGUUACUUAACGAACAGACAUGAGUUAGACCUUAUUGGUAUAGACUGGAUAGAUAAACUGAAUUUAUGGGAUGUACCAUUAAAUGAAAUAUGCACAAUGAAAAGCACAAAUAAUCCUAGAAAUCCCUUUAUACCAGAAGGAGAACGUAAUAUUAGUAACGUGUCCAGCUCAGAGCAAGGAAAUAUUGUGCUAAAUGCACAUGAAGUUGUGACGAUACCAAAUGAUCAAGAGCCAGACCCUGUAGAUGAAGCCCGGAGUCCAGAAUUGAAUGAAGCACUACUGGUCCUGUCUAGCUCUGAAAAUGAAUUUCAGCUAGAACAAAAUUAUGGUCCACGUGAUAUUAGCCGAGAAAGUUAUGGGGACUCGUAUUCAGAAAGUAACUGCAGUGACACGAUGAACCCAAUUAUACCGAAUGUUACUCAAAAUCAUUGUGAGACAGAAAUUUAUAUUGAAUCAGCUUAUCCGAUAUCUAAUGACAAGGUAGCAGAUAUGGGUUCUCAGAAUAAUGCAUGUAAUUUUGAUGAAAUUUUUUAUAAAAAUGAGAAAAAAAUAUCGGCUGAGUCAAAUUAUGGUCAAAAGUCUAAUGUAAUUUUGUUAGAUGAUGAUUUCCGUAAUGAUCCAUUAUCCAUUGAUGAAAUUCCUAAUGGAUUUGAAAGUAAUGCUUCAGAAGAAUUAAACUUUGACCUCAAAUCAAAGGUUGUUCAUUAUCAUCUAGUCGUUUCUAGUGGAUCCGACAUUCAAUGCGAGAAACGUCGUUUAAAUAAUGUCCUAUUAUUUGUAACUUGGAGAUAUAAGGACCCAACAUUAUUUCGAGGAGGAGGAGAAUGUUGGAGAAUUCAAAGUUACAAAAAAAAAAUUCUUUAUUUUUAAAUCCGAAUCUAAACUUGGAAUCUUUGAAAAAAAAAGGGGAGGUGUUAUAUCCGAGCGAAGAUUAAAUUACAGGUAACUCCCGAGGACUAUUAGUGGACUAAUAUUCUAUAAAUAUUCUUAUUGUAAAACUAUUCAAUCAUUAGAUUAUGUAUAUUUAUAUCCCUCUUAUUAUAAGCUUUAUUUUGAUCUAUAAUUUAUUAUUGUACGAUUUACGGUUCUUAAACUAUGUUCAGUCUAUUAAUUACUGUCCCCCGCGUUCACAGCCACUUUUGGCUUAUUUGUGUACAUAUGUUAUUUUCUAAUUUAUGGUGUGUUGUGGUCUGUCUGUUUGAUAUAUAAACCGAGUAUGUUUGAAAUAAACGAUCUGCCCUAAUUCGAAGCUGGUAUUGUAUUCUGGACUCAAGUGGAAGGGCUCGUAGUACAUAGGACCAACAAGGACGCUAGACUGCCCACACCGGUUGAACGUCAUUGGUUGGCCUAGUGUGAAGUUCGCAUAAGUCGUAUCCGGAUUGGUAGAUAGGUCGCGUGAUAGCGAAACCAGACAUACCCAAGGUCAUAACAAUGACUACGACACCGCUGAGGCAUGUAAUUCGAGAGCAUCCUUCCAGUUAGUAGGUAACAUACCGAGGUGAACUGACAUAUUGAAUAUCGCAGUGAGUCGGCUUGCAAUAUAUUGUGCAAUUUGUCUCAGGAUGUUGAGUUGCAUUUGAUUAAGUCCUAUUGACUUCUCGAUGUCUUAGGUUCCAACAACCAUUAAGUACAUCAUGUUUCUCAAUGUUCGCGUUGAGAAUUCGGCUCUUAGAAUUUGUAUUUUAGUCUAGUUGUUCGUCUGGAUGAGGAUCCUGAGUGGAAAAUGCACCGAAAUAGUUUUCUGUACCCACUGCUUCUUUAUGAUCAUCCUCUGUUAUUUCAAACCCACCGCCUUCCGUAAUUUGGUUGAGUAUCGAAUUUUGCAUCAUUCAUGUCUCAGUAAACUUUUGUUAUCGCACCUGAUCCAAGGAUGGUUGUGCACCUUCUUCCUUGAGACUAACCAGGGUAUAUACUUUCGACUUACCCAAUUGCAUUACUGCCACAAAUAAGGUCAUAUCUUGUCUUCUGAUGUCUCUGGGACAUACAUCAAGGUUACAGACGAUGCUGCAGAUUUGAUAACCUACAUGUCUCCCUUCCAUAUAUUAAGACUGGCCGACGAAACUAAGGUUAAAAUAAACUAAUGUGAAAUAAAAUGGCAAAUGGCUACAGUGGUAAUACAAAGCUUAACCAAGACCUUCCUUGAAUCCACAGACAUUAUAUAUGUUUUCACUUUAUUUUCUCUUCAGAAAGGAGCAAUCAUUUGUCAGAUGAAAAUUUCAUUCAUCUUUAUUGCUAGUGAG